CGAGGUUCUCACAUUAGCUAAUUGUUCGUGUUUUAAUUUUAUACAGGAUUUAAGACGUAGUUAAGUUCAUUAAAAAGAAAGAACCAAAAUAUAGAAGAUAUAUUGCUGUCACAUGUGGUACAGAAAAUCUAGUUAUCAGUGAUAAAUAAUGUAUUUGUUUUUGUGAUUUGUACGAUGUGGUUUGUAAAGUGGCAUAAUGUGGUUGUUGAUUCUAUUAACUUAUAUCAUGAUAAUUGCUCCUUGGGAAUCUGCAGCCAUCACGAACAAAAGAACAUCGACGAGGUACCUUGAACAAUCGGAUAGUGUGAGAUAUUUUCGACACAUCCCUCCGAGACCGACAGAGGAGAAGUUGUCAGACUGGGAGGUGGGUCUUAGAGAAGCUAUUCACCAAGCCUUACUAAGAGAAGGCUACUGGGAACCCAACCUUCGAGAACGGCUGACCGGCGCACAACUUAUAGGCCGGCAAGAUCAUGCAACACCGUUCGGCGACGUUGCCGUGCUUGCUCGAGGCCAACUGUAUGCCAUCCAUGCCGGGAACUUCAUGCUAUUGCAGGAUCCGUACCAGAAUGACUGCGAUGAUUGCUACAAUCCGAGAAGAUGCGAGAGACACGAUUGUCAGCCUUACAGUCCACACAAUCAAGAAAUAUUGGUAGCCCUGUGGACUGUCAAGAGGAUACGGCACAGAGAUGUCGACAGAACUAGAUUCGAUCUGGAAUAUAUCGUGUCUCCCCUCAACGCAAACAACGACCAAAUCAUCAUGAGAAGAGGGAAAUUCAACUACGCCAUUCCGGGACAUGUUUUCGCUGUUCGAAGCGGUAAAAGCGAAAAGAACUAUCCAGAGGUAUAUAAUCGAAAAAUUCCUCAAAAUAACUUCAAACCGCAAGUUCCUUUAGGUGUAGAUUCCGAGGGACACAGAAACGUGUUAUACAGCUACCCAGGCUUCUUCACAUCGCUUCCUGCUCAAUAUCUUCCACCGGGUGUCAGCGAUGAUACACAAGAAGCACAAUUGUACAAAAAACUACUUGAAGCUCUUGCGUCAAAAACCAGUACCACUCAACAAGAAUCCUCACACGUUUCAACGACUACGUCGAUGGAAGAGACCACUAAAGUGACAGGAAGUAGUCAAGAACAAAUACCUACCACGCCAAGUAUGCCUACGUCGCCAAUGACGAUAAGUGCUACAGCUAGUACUGUUCCCGAAACAGUGCCAACUAUGAAAACCACUAUAACUUAUUAUAUGCCAACUGGUGAGGAAAUACUAAUGCCUGAAACCGAACUACCAACAACUCAAAAGUUUUCACCAACUACUAAACCUUCAUCUCGACCGACCAAAAAAUAUACUACAAAAUCAAAGACUACUAAAAUACCUAACAGCACAAAGAAACCCACGAAAACAACCUUUUCAACCACAAAAAGACCAACCACAACACCAAAAACAAGUCAAUUACCUAGCAGUACAAAGAAACCGAUAAAAACAACAAUUUCUACAACGAAGACACCAACCACGACUUCAAUCAUACCGUCUACUACGAAAAUGUAUGUUAAACCGUUAUCACGUACACCAACUAGUCCAACGACUACAAAGAUAAUCAAAACUAGUACAACACCAAUACCUGUUACCACAUCUAGACCAAUGACACAAAAAACUAGUACCAAAAGACCUUCAGGUUUUACCAAAUUUACGAAACCUUCCAGAAAAACAACCAUACCAAUAACUACAGUCACCACAACAACAAGGGUCACUACAACAUCUCCAAUGCCUCCUACUGUUAUUUCCACUCAAUAUCAAGCUCCAACGAAGACAACUGAACAUGCUGAGGGUACUUCUACAGAAUAUCAAACUUCACCACAGCCAACUGCAUCGACUGAAGUCAUUUCAACACAAUAUCAAGCUCCAACAAAAACAACAAUACCUUCAACAGAAAUGCCGACAACUAUCGUAACUACAACAUCUCCGACAACAUUGAUGUCGACCACUUCUCCACAAGUAGAAGAAACUUCAACUGAACCAGCAACCGUUACAGAAGAGACUGGUACAACAAAAAUUACAACUACCAAUUUUGAAACGACAAGUACAACAUUACCUUCAACCGAAUAUGAAACGAAAUUACCUACAGCAGAGAUAACAACAGAAAAGACAACAGUACCUGAGGAAACGGUCACAACAAGUUUGGAAUCUACCAGUACUGAAACAACGACGCAAACGCCAUUUUCAACAAUGACAACUACAGCUUCAACAACAACUAAAACUACGACAAAACCGACAAGUCGCAGAACAACAACUCCAAGCGAUUUUUUAACCGAAGCUGAGCCCUACAACGGUCCUAUUUAUGUAGGAUCUGUAAAAAAUGAUUAUUCUUUGGACGACAUUUUCGGUCCUACGACUCAGACAGAAAAGCCUACAAGCACCAGUACUACAAGACACACAGAGUCUGAUAUAUCUCAACAGUUGUUUGGUGGCGAGUUACCCGAAAACUCCAAGAUUAUCUUUUCUGGGUUUUAUGAAGCUUCUACAACUGCUAAUGAAGACAAUGAUCGAAAGAAAAAAGCGAGUCAAAUUCUGACAAGUCAAAGUUACGAAACUGAGGUUAGUUAUGAAGUGAAUAAGAGGAGUAAUACUGAGUCUGUUGGUGUUUUGACAACAAGUACUUUGAGAACACCGACAAAACCAAUGUUUAGGAAGAGUUUGAAGAACAGAAAAUUCGACUACACCAGGAAGAAACCAAGUAGAGCUUUGAAGACUACAUCUACUACAACAGCUGUUGAAACUACAACGAUGGAAAGUACUUCUGUACAAAAAGUGACAACAGAAGGGACUGCUUUGUUUGCUGAUCCUCCUGUAGAAGAAUCUGUUGCCACUACUACACAGGCUGUAGAAGAAACCUCCAAUAGAGAAAAAGAACUGGAAGUUUUCACCAAAGGUGCUCCGGCCAAUAUAUUAAUCCCACCACCAGAAACCCCCACUAGAGCCAUAGUUAAACAAAUGCCGACCAACAGAACUGAUUUUGUUAUAUACAAAGCUGAAUAUCCCGACGAAGCAACUCAAGUGAGUAUUCCAGAAAAUACCAAAGAUGUUUUUGAUGAUCUAGCCCUAAGGUUAGUCAGCCAUGCUAAAGGCUUAGAAUAUUUGAAUAGAACUAAUAGAACUGCCAAAGUUGCCAAAUAUAGAAGGCGAAAACCCUACGUGUCUAGGUCCAACAAAAGACCUGUGAGGAAGAAAAAGGAACCGGAAGAGGAACAAAAGACUUAAUAAGCUGUGUGAAACACUUGUAUUAGCUGCAAGAAUAUAACUAAUUUAGAAAAAACUGAUUAUCACUUAAGUUUUUGAUCAUUUUAUUUGAAAAUCAGAUAUUUUUGAAAAAAUUUGCAAUGUUGCCAAAUAUAUACAUAUUAGUAAACUUGUUCACAUAUACUUCCAGACCAUAAAUAAAAUGAAGACAGACCAUUAGGCUACUACGUUAAUUCUGCCUGUUAAUUAGUUGUACUCAUGCUGUCGAAGUGUAAUCAAUCUCUGUUGUGAAGUGACAAAGCAGUUUUUUCUAUCAUAUUGGUAACAAGUAUUAUUUUAGUAAAUUAAUAUUGUAGUCUAAGUAGAAAUCUUUCAUCCAUUGUGAUCAUGCCAUUACCUCUCAACUGUUGAUCUUGAAACAGCUCUUUUGUAUGAUCUAACUGCAGGCUAGUGCCUAGUUAUCUUUUAUUAAGAGCCCUACACAGAGGUCCUUCUGGAAAUCAUGUCGUCUGUCUGUCUGUGCGAUAACCCUUAAAGAAAAAGCCUUAUGAGUAUUGAAACAUAGGUUCCUCAGUUUCGUCCGUAAUUGUCCUGGCUUCAACUCCAUAUAAAAGAGUAAAUACCGUUUUUCAUUGCAUAAUACUGUUUUUAUCUUAUUGAAAGUGCUUCUGGCAUCUCAAUGUAUUGUUUUAUAUCAAGGCUGCAGUUCUAUUGUUCAUUUAGCUCACAUCCCAAGGAAUUGUAUCUGAGUACUUUCUUUAAAGCUUUUCCUUUAACAUAGAAUGAAUACAUCACAGUUGACAUCUCGACAUUGUACUGUGACUAAAAAACUCUACCAUGAAGUAAAAACCACUUCUAUGUAAUAGGUAUAUUUAUUAAAAUUUUUAAAAAAUCCCAAUGGAUUGAAUAAAUCUAGGGCCGGCAGACUAAAGCACAUAAGUCAAAAAAACCGAUUUUUCUUUUUGUACAUGCACAUGUCCAUAUAUUUUUUCUCCACCGACUGACUCAAGCACAUAC
This is a messenger RNA of Diabrotica virgifera virgifera (western corn rootworm), 4246 nucleotides long. RefSeq lists its product as uncharacterized. The record is from RefSeq and is a predicted model, not a curated record. NCBI's taxonomy places the organism in Eukaryota, Metazoa, Arthropoda, Insecta, Coleoptera, Chrysomelidae. The transcript has 5 exons. Bases 197 to 3250 code for a protein of 1017 amino acids.